Microplitis mediator is the source of this 760-nucleotide messenger RNA. RefSeq lists its product as uncharacterized. The transcript has 3 exons. The record is from RefSeq and is a predicted model, not a curated record. NCBI's taxonomy places the organism in Eukaryota, Metazoa, Arthropoda, Insecta, Hymenoptera, Braconidae. Bases 178 to 633 code for a protein of 151 amino acids.
AGUCCACAAAAAAUUACAAAAAGUACAACUCCUACAUUUGAGAUUGAUGAAAUUAACACUUCUAUUUCUAACGACACAACUACUUUAAAAUUAAAAUCUCGUGAAAAUAGUUUAUUAUACUUGAAUUUUGAUUCAGAUCGUCAUUCAUCUCCGGCAAAAUCUCUUAACAAAAUAAAAAUGUCUUCGGAAAUGGACAAGAUCGAUUCUAGUGCACAAAUGCCUAAACAAUCUCUAAAUAAAUCUGAGGUACAUGAUGAUAUAAUUACACCAAAAAUUCACAUAAAUGAACCACCCAACGUUGUUACUGGUAAUGAUAAUAAUCAUUUUGAUGGUGACGAUGAUGAUCAGCAAUUAUUUGGUCCUACUUACAAUAAUAAUAAGAUGGUAAAUAUUGGCAAUAAUGUGUACUGCACGUUUAGGGUUCAUUCCAUGGCAAUUAAUGAUAAAAAAUCAGCACAUUUAAUUGCCCGUACACUAAUUUCUGGGGUUUUUAAAACUGAAGCAAUUUUUAAAAUUACUUUAUCGGGAAGAUCUCCUAGAGCUCAAGGUCGAGAUAGAAUGGAACAAGAUACAGAAGUUAUGAAUAUGAGAGCUAAAGAAGCAAAUUAUUGGUUAUUCAUUAAAAUUGGCUAACGAGAAGAAUACAAAGGAAAGUAGAAAAACAAUAAUAGCGGCAAUGCGACAAAAACUUGUGGAAUCGAAGAAACAAAUACGUGAUAAUAAUGAUAAUAUGUGAUAAUAAUGAUUUGAAUAAUAAAAA